Molecule: messenger RNA, 2081 nt
Organism: Carica papaya (papaya)
Lineage: Eukaryota; Viridiplantae; Streptophyta; Magnoliopsida; Brassicales; Caricaceae
Source: RefSeq, a predicted model, not a curated record
AUGCUUUUUGUGUUGCAGAUCAGAAGAUGUGCUCAAGAGUGUCUAGAGAAGGUUCUUAAGUCUUUUCAGUCCUCAGCUGUUAUUAAGAAUGCGAGUAAGCUAGCGAAAUCGUUGCUUAUGACUUACAUGCCUGUAGCAGUUACCUUAAGUAAUACGAGGAGCUUAGAUGGGUCGAAAGAGAAGUUGAAUACAAAGCCUGAGCAGGUAGAGGUCCUCCACAUGCUGAACUUACUGAACCUUACUAUUCCUUAUAUUUCCGUGAAAGUACUUUCGAAACUUCUGUCAGAACUUUGCAAGCUUAUGAGUUCCGAGUUCUCGCCACUUACUAGGCAGAUAUUUAAAGCUAUUGAAGGUUUCUUUGAAAAUUCAAAUGAUGAAGUUAUCAUUCCUGAGAUAAAGAACAUUAUCAAUUCUCUUACUGAAUAUACAUCCUUGGGAGAGAAGAAUCCUGCAGACACUAUUAUGUCUGCAGCAAGCCUAUUAAAAAGUGCUCUGGCCAAGCUUCAUGCUGUAGAUUCAAAAUCAGCAUUAAGUUAUGUUCCCAUAGUUUGCGGUUCUCUAAGAGGUCUUUUGACUUCUGAGACUACCCCUGCAUCACAGGCUUCAACUAUCAUAACAGAGUUGAUUAGCCAUCAUAUAGAUUGCAAGGUUCUCUUGAGUAAAGGAGUCCAACCAUUCGGGGAUGAUAGAGUGGAAUUCGAGGAGGCAAAUGCAAUAAGAUCUACAUGUGCACUCUUUGAGGAUACCCUUAGUUCAUAUGCUGGAAUUCCAGACGAGCAUAUUCUGGCCAUAGUUUCUGUCUUGUUCAGUACACUUGGAGAGUUCUCAUAUCGCUUUAUGAAGAGCAUUGUAAUUAAGCUUGCCAAAAUCAUGAAGGUUGCAAGUAGCAACGCAUCAAAGAUUGACAAUCUCCGGGAAUGUGUUGGGGCUGCAGUAAAAGCAAUGGGAUCAGAAAGGUUAUUAGUACUUUUGCCUAUCACCCUUGACACGAAUGAUUUCACUUGUUCAAACAUUUGGUUGGUACCUAUCUUGAAGAAACAUGUUGUUGGAGCUUCUCUAGGGCAUUAUAUGGACUAUGUUGUACCUCUUGCAAAAUCAACUUGGCGGGCUGGUUGUAAAGCUAAAACUUCAGUUAUUGGGCAAGAGCUGCAGUCUCAUGCCCGUGGCCUUUGGGAGCUUCUACCUGCCUAUUGUCGCUAUCCUGUUGAUUUGCACCAAAAUUUUGAUUCUUUGGCUGAGCUUUUAAUCAAAUUUCUCAAUAAGUACUCUUUUAUGCAUGAAAGCAUCAGUGUUUCCUUGCAGGUUCUUGUGAAUAAAAACAAAAGUAUUCUUGGCUCUAAAAUCAACACAAGCGACUCAAAUAUCUACACAACCAAAGAUUCCAGAUUAGAGUUUGAAAUUGAAGCCACUUAUUCAGAGAAAACUGCAAGCAGAAACAUCAAGGCUCUGGCCUCAUGCUCCACCAAGUUGCUUCAGUCCCUAAUAGACAUAUUUGUUGAUUCACCCCCUGGGACCUGCCCAUAUUUGAAGGAGGCAGUUGGAUGCCUGGCUUCUAUUACUGAUUCUUCUUGCACCAAAAGAAUUUUCAUGUCUUUGCUCGAGAAGUUAGACUUGAUAAAUGGUGAAGAUGACUUCAAAAACCGGGAGACUCAGAAUCAAGAAUCAAUUGACGAAAAACCAGAGAAGCUAAGCACUAACGAGACACAUUCUUGGAGGUGUGUGAUAAUGGAUCUAGCAUCUUCUCUUGUAGAAGGAGCCAAGGAAGAUCUUGUUGAUUUAAUAUAUAGUUUAAUUCAGCAAACUUUUCAGGCGGCUGAUGAGAUUGGUCAUCCUGAGGCAUAUCAUGCUUUGCAAAGAAUUCUAGAGGAGCAUACAUGGUUUUGUUCUUCUCGAUUUUCAGAGCUAAUAGAUCUAUUAGCUGGUCUUAAAGCUCCUGUUAAUAUCGCAGCCCUCAGAAGUCGGUUUGCUUGUUUCCACAUUGUAAUGGUCCACACAUUUAAGGUCAAAAUUUUCCUCCAGAACAUUGAUAAGCUUUUUUUCUGAACUGGUUGUAAAAAGUGCUCUACCUUAUUUAUUAGCAA